Messenger RNA from Fusarium mangiferae, 1146 nucleotides. RefSeq names its product methyltransferase. The record is from RefSeq and is a predicted model, not a curated record. The transcript is spliced from 3 exons. NCBI's taxonomy places the organism in Eukaryota, Fungi, Ascomycota, Sordariomycetes, Hypocreales, Nectriaceae. Bases 1 to 1146 code for a protein of 381 amino acids. Gene Ontology annotation, molecular function: methyltransferase activity.
AUGGGCUCUGAACACGAUUCCAAACCAGAGACUUCUUCGUCGCCCGUAGCGUCAGGGUCUCCUCCACCCGUUACCACUCUGUCGGGUCAAGAUCCUGGUGAGACGCGCCGAUCGCCCGCAGAUGACGAGGACCAACAGCCAGAAGAGCAUGCGCCGCUCCAGGUCGAUGAGGAUGAAAUAGCUGCCGAUGAUGCAGACUCUACUUAUGGCUCUGACCGAGGCUCGGUCUACACUGCUUCCGCCACGUCAUCAAUCUACGACUACCAGUAUGAAAAUGGCCGUCGCUACCACGCUUUUCGCGAGGGCCAAUACGUCCUCCCAAACGACGACCAGGAGCAACAACGUCUAGAUCUUCAGCAUCACAUCUGGCGCUUGCUCCUCGGCGGCGCUCUUCACACAGCGCCGUUACCUAACCCAGACUCACCCGAGGAAUACCGCAUACUGGAUCUCGGCUGCGGCACUGGCAUCUGGGCCAUAGAAAUGGCAGAUGAGUACCCCAAUGCAACAGUCGCAGGCGUAGACCUUUCUCCGAUCCAGCCGGACUGGGUACCCGGUAACUGCAUGUUUCACGUCGACGACUACGAAGAUGAGUGGACGUACCGCGAGAGUGAGAGGUUUGACUACAUCCACGGCCGGGCGCUCAGCGGCACGAGCGCAGAUUGGAUGCGGUUCUACAAGCAGGCGCUUAAUCAUCUGAAGCCAGGCGGGUAUAUGGAGAUGCAAGAGUAUGAUGCGUGGAUCUUCAGCGACGACGAUAGUUGCGAUAGGGCGCCGUGGACGAUGGAGUGGGUUAAUAAGCUUGAUGAGGCGAGUAAGAUGUUUGGAAAGCAGAUCAAUGUGGCCAAGUAUCAUAAGCAGUGGAUGAUUGAUGCUGGUUUCGAAGAUGUCGUUGAGAGAGUUUAUAGAAUACCCAUUGGUCCCUGGGCGAAAGACCCGACGCUGAAGGAGCUGGGAAAGUUUGAGCUGACGCAUAUGCAAAUGUCGGUUGAGUCGCAUACACCGGCUUUGUUCACGCGUGUGUGGAAUUAUUCGCACGAUCAGGUUAUGGUGUUGAUGGAGGGUGUGAAGAGGGAGUUUCGAAGUCGUGAGUUGAGAUUGAUCACGAGUUAUCGAUUCAUCACUGGGCGGAAGCCAGCAGAGGCUUAA